Molecule: messenger RNA, 897 nt
Organism: Erythranthe guttata (spotted monkey flower)
Lineage: Eukaryota; Viridiplantae; Streptophyta; Magnoliopsida; Lamiales; Phrymaceae
Cellular component (GO): membrane
Source: RefSeq, a predicted model, not a curated record
AUGGAAGGUUCUAGAAGGAAUUGGCUCAUGAUCAUUAUUAUCAUGCUUUGUGGAAUGUUGUUAUAUCCAAAAUUUGUUCAAGCCACUGAUCAAGAUUCGCUAAACUCCGUUAUUUACGAUUAUGCAUCCAAGAACAUUCCGAAACCUCGUACGGGCAAAAUGUACGAGGUUUCUGAUCUCCCGUCAAACUUAUCCGGUAUAGAAGCUUCCAUCAUUCGUUUGCGAACUAGCCGGCUGUGGAAAAAUGGCAUAAAUUUCACCUCAUUCGAAAUCCCACCGAAAAUACUGCCACAGCCUUUUACAAGGAGAGUCGAUAUAGUGUAUCGAAACCUAGGAAACCGUUCGAGGAAUUAUUACGGUGUGCCUAAUCACACGUUAGUUGCUCCCGUGAUAGGAUUUCUUGCCUACGACUCCGACGCGGGCCCCACUAACCACGGCCGGCUCGUCCAGCUCAGCGUCCGUGGGGACCACGUUGAUGAUCACAUUAUCGUUCGGUUUAGGAAUAUUAUUUCGGUUGUGGGGAUGAAGUGUGUGAGGUUUGAUAGUAAUGGCACGUUCGGAUUGAGCGAGUUGACAGUGGAAAGUUCGUGUUUGGCGAGUGGCGAAGGGCAUUUUUCGGUUGUGGUUCCUAAUUACGAUCGGCUGGAUAAAAACGAGGAAAAAAGAGUGACAAUUAGUCGGUGGAUUAUUGGAUUAAUUUUAUCCGGGGUGAUGGGAUUAGUGUUUAUUAUUGGGGUUAUGGUGUACAGAUUGGUGAAAUGGAAAAAAGUUAAAGAAAUGGAGAAAAUGUCUGAAAGAAGUGAAGCAUUGGAUACAAUUUGGAUUGGCAAUAGCAAAAUGUUUUCAGCUUCAGGUAUUCGAACGCCACCUGUCAUCGAGAAUACUUACGUUCCUUGA